AUGGCCAACAUCACCGCCGAGAUGACCAAGGAGAGGAAGGUGUCAUGGAAUUGCGCCGAUGUUGAGGGCGUCUCGGCCGGUGUCACCCCGGCGCCAUGCGCGCUGCUGCAGGGCAGUCAUGCCGGCUCUUGCCCGUUCCCCAUCGACACGCUCGCCGUCGACCAGAUCGCCGUGCAGCAGUGCUCUUACUCCGUUGCACGUAAGUUCGGCAAGCUCAAGCACAUCCACGGCGUCUUCAUCUCGGACGUGACCCUGGUGAACUCGCCGGCGUGGAGCAUCCACCCGGUCGGCGCCCACCAGGUGACCAACACGGACGUCAUCAACCCAGACUUGUGCUCCCAGGUGCGCAUCGAGGACUGCUACGGCGUCUCCGGCCACGACUGCGUGGCCAUCAAGAGCGGCUGGGACGAGUACGGCAUCGCCGUCGGCAUGCCCAGCAAGCACAUCAUCCUGCGCCGCCUCGCCUGCGUCUGCGUGUCCCCCACCAGCGCCAUCAUCGCGCUCGGCAGCAGGUUGUCGGGGGGCAUCCAGGAAGUGUGCGCGGAGGACAUCACCUUGGUCGGGACGGCGGUGGGCCGCGGCGCAUACGUGCGCGACGUGUACGCGCGCCGGAUGAGGCUCGACGGCAUGAAGCGCAUCUUCUUGAUGACCGGCUAUUACAAGUCCCACCCCGACGACCGCUACGACAAGACGGCUGUGCCCGCCGUCGAGAACAUCAACUACCAGGACCUGGUGGCCACCGGCGUCUGGAAGGAGGCCGUCAGGAUGCAGGUCAUCCAGGGCGCGCCCUUCAAGGGCGUCUGCAUGGCCAAUGCCACUGCCGAGAUAACCAACGUGAGGAAGGUGUCCUGGAACUGCGCCAACGUCGAGGGCGUCUCGGCCGGUGUCACCCCGGCACCAUGCACGCCGCUGCAGGGCACACACGGCGGCUCCUGUCCGUUCCCCACCGACACGCUCGCCGUCGACCAGAUCACCGUGCAGCAGUGCUCAUACUCCAUCGCGCCUGCUUCUUCGGUGCCUGGGACAGAGUAG
Triticum dicoccoides is the source of this 1032-nucleotide messenger RNA. RefSeq names its product probable polygalacturonase. Gene Ontology annotation, molecular function: polygalacturonase activity. Gene Ontology annotation, biological process: carbohydrate metabolic process. Bases 1 to 1032 code for a protein of 343 amino acids. The record is from RefSeq and is a predicted model, not a curated record. Lineage: Eukaryota; Viridiplantae; Streptophyta; Magnoliopsida; Poales; Poaceae. The transcript is spliced from 3 exons.